This is a messenger RNA of Lethenteron reissneri (Far Eastern brook lamprey), 3480 nucleotides long. It is a transcript of the gene ALG1, whose product is annotated as ALG1 chitobiosyldiphosphodolichol beta-mannosyltransferase. Gene Ontology annotation, molecular function: mannosyltransferase activity. The record is from RefSeq and is a predicted model, not a curated record. Gene Ontology annotation, cellular component: endoplasmic reticulum. NCBI's taxonomy places the organism in Eukaryota, Metazoa, Chordata, Hyperoartia, Petromyzontiformes, Petromyzontidae.
ACGUGGAGGCGAGCAGCUGAUCAGGAAGAAGCUGCAGCAGCAGCAAUAUAAUCAAUAUCAGCAUUAGCAUACCUGUCAACCAAUACGGGUUACUCCGUACAGUCUUCUUUUACAGGGGGGGGGGGUCUUCAGGUCUAUACCGCGUACAGCCGUUUCAAUACGGGCAAAAAAAUGAUUGUCAAUUUGUUUGUAUUUCUUCCUUGUGAUGGGACUUUGUAGGGUGAACGUUGAGAUUUAUAAGCAAGAGUAAAAGCAAUAGCGGCAACAGUGUAAUCGAUAACAGCGGAUACAGCAGAAUCAACAUCCUCAUCGGCAGGCUCAGUAUCAGCAGCAGCAUCAACAGCAGCAUCAACAUCAGAAGCAUCAUCAUCACCAGCCGCACCAUCAACAUCAGCAGCAUCAUCAGAAGCAGCAUCAUCAGAAGCAACAUCAUCACCAGCCGCAUCAUCAUCGCCAGCAGCACCAUCAACAUCAGAAGCAUCAUCAGCAUCAUCAUCAGCAGCAUCAUCAGCAGCAUCAGCAUCAUCAGCAGCAUCCAUCAGCAGGUGGUGGUAGCGGUGCAGGAUUCGCUGCUCUCCCUCUCUCGGCAAUGGACGGGGGGGUUAUCCUCCUCCUCCUCGCGGCGGCGCUGGCGGCGGUGCUGCUGCUGAUGGUGGCGGUGUUGGUGGCCGUGGUUCGUAGCGGGUCCCGAGUGGCCGUGGGGCCCGGGUCCCCCCCCCUCGUGUGCGUCCUCGUGCUGGGGGACGUGGGUCGCAGUCCCCGCAUGACUUACCACGCGCUCUCCCUAGCGGAGCACGGCUUCCAGGUUCGACUACUCGGCUACAGAGGAGCCAAGCCUGCCCAGCAUCUCCUGGAGAAUGAGCGAAUCAGCAUUGUCUACCUGCGCGAGAGGAUGGGUUGCCCAGUCGGACCCCGCCUGCUACGCUACGUCAGCAAGGUCCUGCUCCAGGCCCUGCAGCUGGCGUGCACCCUGCUGCUGCACGAACCACGGCCCCAGUGGCUCCUGCUGCAGAAUCCCCCGGGGCUGCCGGCCAUGGCGGUGUCGUGGUUCUGCUGCCGCGUGCGUGGUGCCCGCCUUGCCGUCGACUGGCACAACUACGGCUAUACCAUCAUGGGGCUGAGCUUGGGGGGGGAGCACCCCCUCGUGCGGGUGGCGAGAUGGUACGAGGGCCGUGCGGGGCGGCUGGCCGAUGCGCACCUCUGCGUGACCUCCGCAAUGCGGCACGACUUGGAGAAGACGUGGGGCGUGCAGGCGGUGGCGCUGCACGACCGUCCUGCGGAGGCCUUCCGCGAGACGGCGCUGCACGAGCAGCACGAGCUGCUCACCCGCCUGGGCCUGCAGCACGCCGCCUUCGCACCCCCCUCCUCCUCCUCCUCACAGAUGCGGAGUGAGCCUGGCGUGGAGCUGACUGCACUCACCGAGCGCAGCGUGGACGGCACGCGGCGCCUCCCUGACGGCCCGGCGCUCCUCGUUAGCAGCACCAGCUGGACCGAGGAUGAAGAUUUCUCCAUCCUGCUCAAAGCGCUGGAAGACUACGACCGCAGGAAGUCAGAAGGGACGCCCCUCCCCGCGCUGCUCUGUGUCAUCACAGGCCGCGGGCCGCUGAAGAGCCGCUACGAGGCUGAGAUGGCGUCUCUCCACCUGCGCCACGUCUCGUUCUGCACGCCCUGGCUCCAGGCCGAGGACUACCCCCGGCUGCUCGGGGCGGCCGACCUCGGGGUGUGCCUGCACAAGUCUUCGAGUGGGCUCGACCUGCCCAUGAAGGUGGUGGACAUGUUUGGCUGCUGCCUGCCCGUGUGUGCCGUCUCCUUCCCGUGCCUGCACGAGCUGGUGCAGCACGGGGAGAACGGACUCGUCUUCUCAGACUCGCGGGAACUCGCCCAGCAGCUGGAGAUGCUGUUGGCUGGGCCUGCCGACCAACGGCACCAGCUGGCUCGUUUCCGCGCCCGCCUGCGCGUCUGGCAGCAGCAGCGGUGGCGUGAGAACUGGACGCGGGUGGUCCUGCCCGUGCUGCUGGCGCCGUGAUCGCCAGUGCUGCGAUGGCAGCGUUCCGGCUGUGCUAGGUUCCGGCCACGCCGCGUUCGGGAACACCACUGCCGAGCCUGCCAAAGUCCAGCACGGCCCCUCCAUCGCACCGUCUCUCCGUCGCACCGCCGAGUUUAUUCCAGGGGUGCUGCGGACGACUGGCAUGCAAGGAGGCUCAUGUCGUGGCCGCAAGACCGGAGAAGUUGGAUUGGGUCCACUGGCGAUGUCCAAUGGACCAAUGACAACUGACGGAGCAGCGAGAGUGAAAUGGAACUGGCGAAGUUGGGGGUCGCCGUGACGGGAGUAGGAUUGUGCCUAAUGGCUUUCCCACAUUUGUGCGGUCAUUACCGCUGGGUGUUUUUAUCAGGAUGCUCAAUGGGGACCUGUUUGCGAUGAGUCACGUCUACACCUGCGGGCCGUUUCCUCUUCCGGUCUUCGUGGUACAUCAGGUGUUGACCGUUAAUGCGUAAAUACAUGUUUGUUUACGGUUGCGAAUAUUGUGUUCCUGCACUAAACGGGGUUCGGGUUAUAAAGGAGGGCCUCAUACCUUCAACAGCCAGCAGCAGCCAAUUCACGAUCGAUGACCCGGCCACACGCCGCUGAUGAGACGGAGACGUUGAAACCCGCCCAAGACUUGCCGCUUAAAACAAAUGCCGAUGGAAUAUUGGUGCCCAAUGAUGGACUAUGAUUGUGGUGGAACCACCCCAUGUUGUUGUUUAUAAAUACUGUACAGUAGCCAUGAUGUUGUUACACUAUUGUAAAAUACAGCAGAAUGUGAACCUUGGGACGUUGAGUGUCCAACUACAAGUCUUCCUGCAAGCUCUUCGUGAUGGGUCGAGGCAAGGCCUAGAUCCCCACGCAUCCAACCCCCAUAUCGUUUGGGACUGAGUCAAACCAGUCAGACCAUCGUCUGACCUGGGCCACUUUAUUUGUUAAAUGGAAAAGCUUGAAUAAGGGAGGGCUUUCCACUCAAAGACGUUUCUCGUCUGGGAAACCAAACCCACCUCGUGGCACAUAUGCCCAUUAACUCCAUGGUGCCUGUAAUGAAUUUGUGAUUGUGUGUGACAUUGAUGGCAAUUGGUGACUGAAACUGAGCUGGACCUCUAAGUAAACAGGCGCGAGUAUGAUUGAUAGACUUGCCCCUGCCAGAGAAAUGUGGAAUUGAUACUCCGGACUCGGAUGGAUGUGAACGGAUGGAGUAACCACCUCGGAGUUACUUUGAGCAGAACAUCGCUGCGAUGCUCGUGUGAGGAGUCUGCCGUGUGACGGGGAAAAGGGCCCACAAUCGUUGGCAUUAUAUUUUAAAAUCUGACUUUUUUCACAUCAUAUUUGACAAAAGCCUGAACACUCAAUAAUUAAAAAGGCUCUUAGAAACCCAAAUUAGGGACUAAAAGUGGUUAAUCAAUUUCAUGUUGCGGAUACAUUUAAUUCCAGUGAUGGAAGUAAUUAUCAUG